CUCUCUCAGGAUGUUGGUCCGCUCGCCGCUGUUUUGCAGGGAGUCAGUAGCCUAUUGCUGAGCAACGGAGGGAGAGAAGGCCACCGCAUAGAGCCAGAUUCAACUGCAGCAACGGCAGGGCUGGGCUCCCCACACGCACUCAGAGCAAUAAACAGCUUUAAGGAAAGGGAUGGCGUAGCUGUGCUGUGCUGUCAGUGGUCAGUAGUCUGCAGUGAGCUACCUGGAGCAGAGGAGGUGUGCACGAGGGGCUGCAGCAAGUUACAACGAUGAGUGUGACGUCCUGGUUUCUGGUGAGCAGCGGUGGAACUCGCCACCGACUCCCGCGGGAAAUGAUCUUUGUUGGCCGGGAUGACUGCGAGCUCAUGCUACAGUCCCGCAGCGUGGAUAAGCAGCAUGCAGUCAUCAACUAUGAGCCUGGGACUGAUGAACACAAGGUUAAGGAUCUGGGCAGCCUGAAUGGGACUUUUGUAAACGAUGUCCGCAUUCAGGAGCAGAUGUAUAUCACUCUGAAGUUGGAGGACAAGCUAAGGUUUGGAUAUGAUACCAACCUGUUUACGGUGGUUAGAGGAGAACUCACUGUGCCUGAGGAGGCUCUAAAGCAUGAAAAGUUCACCAGUGGCCUCCAGCUCAGCAAGAAGCCAUCCACUGGCGAAACCACUAGCACCACAACCACAAGCAAAUCUCCCACUAAGACCCCAACAAAGACACAAAGAUCCCCCAGCCACACGAAAUCAGGGGAGAGCAGAGCCACAGAUAGAGUAACUUCCUCCAAAGAGUUGUCUGCUAAACCCGUGGACGCUCACAAAGCCGAGGAGAGGAUAGGAGGGGAUAUUACAGCACUGCCUCGUGGGACCCCCCUGUACGGGCAGCCAUCUUGGUGGGGGGAUGGGGAUGCAGAUGAUGAGAAUUCCUUCAAACAGGAAAGCAAGACAUCCACGAAAAAGCACGACAGCUCCACUUCAGAAAGCAAAGAGGGGCAUAGAGGGGAGAAAACUAAAGAGGGCAGCCUUCAUGCGCCCACUGCCCAUGAUUCCAGUUAUUGUGAGAUUCCCACCACGGAGGGUCACAUGGCCAGUAACGGCAUCCAUGAGAUUCCUACUAAGGACACAGGGGGCCCAACCAGUCACAUCACUACAGCUCAAGGUCACGCCUCCUUCACCAUAGAGUUUGACAACACUUCUCCAGGGAAAGUCACCAUUAAAGACCAUGUGUCAAAGUUCACACCCGAUCACCACAGAUCUCGCCCCAAGAAGAGUGGAGCAGGAAGUGGUGGUGCAGGAGGAAGGGACUUGAGCACCCUUCAAGCUGCUAUGAUGGCAUCUGAAAGCAAAGUAGCUGAUUGGCUGGCCCAGAAUGACCCCACUCUGGUGCGCAGCGAGUCAACAGAGGACGACAGCAAGAGCAUCAAGAGCGAUGUGCCAGUUCAUCUCAAACGACUGAAAGGCAGCAAACAUGAGGAUGGCACCCAAAGUGACUCAGAGAAUGGGCUGGGACUGCGUUUUGCGACUCGCCGCCAUGCUUUAGAGGAACGUCUAAAAGCAUCACACAGCCACGUGGGAGCAGGAGGAUCUGGAGGAGCAGGAGGGGGGAACAUAACAGUCAGCGGGACUAGAACAACUGGGACACGUACUGCCUUCAUGAUCGAAUUCUAUGACGAGGAAAACCCUCGCAAGCGGCGGUCAUAUUCAUUUUCCCAGACUGCACCCCUGCUGGGGGCAGGAGUUGGCGGAGAGGGACUCUGUCCUCAGCCUCCUUCUCACCCCAAGGUGUUUAGCAUUUCCACCUCUGCCACAACAGCCUCAGACUCAGGUAAGGUCCCAGCCCCAAUACCAGCUACAGUGGCUGUAGGUGCCCCCACAGCUGCCCGUGUGCUUCUUAAACAGAGGUCUGAGGACCCAAGUAUCGGUCGGUGCUCAGCCAGUACCGGACUGGCGACAGGUAGCCCCACAAGCCCCAGUGAGGACACAUCGGUUGUGGGUAGAGGUGCAAGUACCGCUGGUGGGGAGGCAGAGGACGACCACAGUGAUAAGGGUACCUACACCAUUGAACUGGAAAACAAGAACCCAGAGGAAGAGGAGGCCAGGCGGAUGAUAGACAAGGUGUUCGGUGUGCAGCAGAACACAGACUCAUCAGUUCUGUCAGACCUGAAAGGAGAAGCAAAAGGAAAGGAGGCAGGAGAGACCAGGAAAGAGGCUCUUCCCUGUGACUCAAGCUGGGUCUCACAGUGGGCCAGCAUAGCUGCCAAUCACACAAGAACAGACCCAGAGGGUUCAGGAGCAGAAACCGCAACCUUCCUGCACAAAGAGAGAGGCGCUGGUACCUUUGAGUCUGGUGCAUCCCUCAGCAGAGGUGACUCCUCCUCCAGCCUGACUGACCGUAAACGCAGGACCCUCCCCCAGCUCCCUGUGGAUGACCCCCGGGCUAAAUCCACUACCCGGGCUCUGAGAUCUGAGAUUGGGGAAAAGCAGGAUACUGAACCCCAGGAGAAAGAGAAUAAGGGAGACGGAGAGUCCCCAACUCCUAUGGAGGACGGUGAGAUGACUAGUAAAAGGAAACAAAGCUCCACUUCCUCUCCAUCUAAGGCUUCUCUCCGGACCACUGGAACUUCUGAGAGGAGAAAGAAAUCAGAGGAGAGGAAAGGAGGAGGAGGUGGAGCAGGAGAAGGAGAAGGAGGUGAGAAUUCUGGGAAGCCUCUAGUCCGCCAGGGCAGCUUCACAAUUGAGAAGCCCAGUGCCAAUGUCCCUGCAGAGCUCAUCCCACGUAUUAACAGAGGCUGUAAUGGGCGCGAACGCAGUGACUCUGUUGGCAGCAUGGAUACUGCUACUCUACUAAAGGACACUGAAGCUGUCAUGGCUUUCCUAGAGGCCAAACUAAGAGAUGAAAACAAACUAGAUCAGAAAAGUAGUAAAACUGGCAUUACUGCUCAGGGUUCAAGUUCAGGUCUCCUCCCUCGGACUGACUCCAUCUCUCCUGAGUCAGAUGUCGACACAGCCAGCACAGCUAGUCAUGUGGCCGAAGAUAAGAAAGCAGCAGCCGGUUGUGUACAAAAACGACGUUCCCUUAGCAGCAUGCAUCGGGAAAAGAGCAAUAUGAGCACAGCCUCCAAGACCAGCAUUACAAGUGCCAGUGCUCGUGAACGGUUGGAGAGGAAGACUAAAAGUAGGACAGUCGAAGCAACGACCCGGACUGAUGCACGUCGCUCUGUUCAGCCAUCGUCUGCCUCCUCCAGAGCACGGCAGCCCUCUGCAGAUCUCACUGAUGAUGACCAGACUUCAUCCUUCCCCAUCUCUGACAUCCUCUCCUCAGACCAGGAGACCUACUCUGGACCUUUGGGGCACUCAGCACAUGGACGCGGCUCAGAUGAUGUCUUGCAGUCCAAACUUGAUAAGUCUGCUAAAACUUCCACCAGCGGUUCUUCCAAAACCAGCCGGACGCUCCAUGCAGCCACAGCCUCUUCUUUGAGCAAGCAGGCCUCACUGCCUCAGCCACGGCCCACAAGAGCCUCCCUUCUCCGACGUGCUCGACUGGGAGAUACAUCUGACACGGAUCUAGCUGAUGCAGACAGGGUUUCCGUGGCUUCUGAGGUCUCCACCACCAGCUCCACCUCUAAACCGCCAUCCGGCCGGAAGGGGUUGUCACGGCUCGAUUUGCUGGCUCAGCCACGAAGAAACCGUCUGGGCUCCAUUUCAGCCCGCAGUGACUCUGAGUGUACAGUGACCCGAAGCUCCAUCUCUUCACCCCGGCUGUCAGCUGAGACUGCUCUGCGUCUGGGCUUGCGCUCAUCAACACCCACGGAGAACAAGCUGACGCCCAGGAUGAGAGCCAACAGCGUGUCCAAACUGAAUGAGGCCAAAACUAAGACCACUACAGCUGGAUACUGCUCACCCACAGAGAGCACUCAACCCGAACCUGCGGGUGGUGACACUGAGGAAGAGCUGAUGGUGUCCAGUAGCAGCAGGUGGAGACGUCUACCACCAGAGUACGGUUCCACCUCAGAGGAAGAGUUUGGCUCCAAUCGGAAUUCUCCGAAACGGCCUCACAUGAGGCCUCAUCACAUUGUCCCACACCGCAAUUCCAGACUUGGCACCACCAUGACCACAGGUGGGGUGACAGGACCUGGUGGAGUGGGUAUCAAACACCGCAUGAAAGAGCAAGAGGAGUACAUCAGGGACUGGACAGCACACAGCGAGGAGAUAGCCAGGUUAUUCCCCUGUGUGCGCAGGAUCAGCCAGGACCUGGCUAAGGACUUGGCCAUCUUGGCUCGUGAAAUCCACGAUGUUGCCGGCGAGAUUGACUCAGUCAGCUCAUCCGGCACAGCACCCAGCACCACAGUCAGCACCGCUGCCACCACUCCAGGAUCGGCCAUUGACACUCGGGAAGAGGUAGGCCCUGCACGUCCCACGCAGCCGGAUAUACAGGACAGCAUGAAAAAGUUGGUGGAUCGGGUGUUUGAUGAGAGCCUCAACUUCAGGAAGAUCCCACCUGUGAUUUCAACCACUAAGCCACCAGAGAUAAACGGUAAACCAGUGGAGCUCCGGCCCCGCGCUCCUGACAGCUUGGAGCCUCGAGCUUUAAGGAGACGCACCUGGAACAGAGAGGAGGCGGUGUUAGACAGCCUGCUGCUCCAUUCAGUUUCCCAGCUGUCAACCAAGAUCAGACACUCGGUUGACAAAACAGCAGGAAAAAUUAGGAUUUUGUUUAAGGAUAAGGACAGGAACUGGGAUGAAAUUGAGAGUAAACUAAGAUCAGAUAGUGACGUACCACUCCUUAAAACCUCCAACAAGGAAAUUUCUGCCAUUCUGCUUGAACUGAAGAGAGUUGAGAAGCAGCUUCAAGUAAUCAAUGUGAUGGUAGACCCAGAUGGGACUCUGGAUGCCUUGGCCAGCCUUGGCCUGACCAGCCCUACAACCCCUACUAAGCCCCAAACUGCAAAAGCAACUCCCUCCUCUGCCACCAGCCCUGGGUCGGUGCCCCCAGCCAAAGAAUUGCUGCCGGAGAUCCUUCCAGGGUCUGGAAGUUCAGCAGCAGCUUCCACCAGGGUUCAGACUACUUCUGCCAGCACAGAGGAGAACGCGCGCGACACCAGCAUGGGACUGGGCAAAACAGCAGUCGGAGGUCUUCCCUUCAGCCGCAUGCGGCCGAGCGGAGAGGAGGCCAUUGCGCAGAAGUGAAAUUUGGCUUAUGUGAAUGAAGAAAUACAUUGGAGUGCAGGUGGCUGGUGAUUGGUGGCAAGUGUAGAAACAUUUAAACUGUUUUAUUUGGGGUUUUUUUGUUUAUUUUUGACAGAACAAUGGCCAUUCUGCUGACUGUACCACUCUAAGAUUAUAGCAUAAUAUAAACCAGAAAUUAAGUGCUUCAUCUGGCCUUUAGAUGCCCUUCUUUAACCCUCAGCUGAUGCAUCAUGAGAUACCCAUGAACAGUAUUUGACCCAUGAAUGAUUUAAAAAGACUGACAUUUCAACUUUAAACUGUUUAUGCUGACUGGCUGACCUGACAGGGGCCCGGUUGGCUGCUCUCUCAGUGGACAGAUUUCUGUGGUUGUACCGUCUCCUCCAGUCUUCUUGCCUUCUCCAUGUGUCUGGACCCUUUCUACACUAAGGACAUGCCUUAAAACACACCUUCCAUAGUAGCAGCGUGACCCCCCUUGUCCCUUCUACUUUAAAGACUUUUAACACUUUCAGACAGACUGCAUUGUAAUGCAACACUUACAAAAUAUGUGCUACUUACACUAUAAUGAAAUACAACACACUGCAAUAAUUUAUUAGCUCCAUUUCAGUGCAAAGAAUAUUUCAGCAGCCUUAAAUAACCACCCUGACAAAAUACAGUCAUAAAUAGACACACUUUAUGCCGGGAACUGCCAAAUUUGCAGAUGUUUUAUAUAUUUCCGAAUUGUAACCGUCCAUUGAGCUGUCUUUCAAACUGAUUUGCAGUGCCUCCCCAUUUCUCAGUUCACCUAUUUCUUGUUGGCCUGUUAUGUUCCACUCUGUCUUCCCUUCCCCCUUUUCUCUCCUUGUAGCUGGAAACACGUCGUUUGUCAGCGUAGUAGCAUGUACCGGAGAGGGCCGAGAGCUUUCUCCCCUGCAUGCUCGCGCCUGUGUUGAUCUUACUAAUACUGAAUGGUGGUUUUACUCAGUAGUAACAGCCUAUGGGAAACCAAUGAUAAUCACUUACCAAAGCGAGCGUGUUUUUAAAUGGUAGGAAUUUGUUACGCAAAAGAUGAUUCUGCAGUUCAUCCAUCUCUCUGAAUGUCAAAACCCAUUCUCUGUUAGCAAAUUAAGGAUUCAAGUAGAUUAUUUAUUAUAAUCAAACAUUCUUUUAAUCAUUGCAAACAGAUCUUUCUGGCCUCUGGGAGAAUCUGUACCCUUAGCUUUUUCUACUCAAACAUUUUUAUGAUUUCCAAUCGGCUCUUCUCUGCUUUUAAGUCACAGAUUGACUUCUUUGUCAAGUAGCAACAAAGAAAGUCGCUGUUUAAACCACUGUUUUAUAUUUAGAUACUUUUUAAUGAUUUGACUUGUUCGUUUUCUUUGUACACAUAAAACCUGAACAUGGAAAAAAAAAAAAAGCUGCUGGGUUAGUUUUAAUUAAUGUGCUGUCGAAAGAAUAUGGACACCUCACAAAUAUCGAGUCAGUGAAUUGAACACAUUAGAAAAUAAGCUCCCCCUCUAUGAAUAUUUAAUGAAUUUUGCUUGUGUAUAUACAGAAGGUGCAUUGUUCUGUUUCUGCUAAGGGAGCUUGGUGUAGCGCAUUGAUACUGUGGAAUAUCUGACAGUAUAAUUAACCUCUUUCUCAUUGACUUGGCUGCUUUUGUAGUUACUUUAUGGGGACUAACCAUUUUCUGAAUCUCUCUCCAGCUUAUAGUAUGUGUACUAGAGUAAAACGACUUAAAGGCAAGUUUAUUAGUGCUUAGAUACUCAUGGAUUAGUGAAUUUAGGUACCACAGUACAUGCCUAUUUCCUUCUCUCUUUACCGUACUGUACAAUGUUUUUCAAUGCCUCAAAGUGCCCAUUUUGAAGAUGGAAGGGCAUUGAUUAAAAGAAGAUAAAAGAUG
Archocentrus centrarchus (flier cichlid) is the source of this 7047-nucleotide messenger RNA. RefSeq names its product centrosomal protein 170Aa (gene cep170aa). The coding region runs from base 267 to 5171 and encodes 1634 amino acids. The transcript is spliced from 23 exons. Gene Ontology annotation, cellular component: centriole. Lineage: Eukaryota; Metazoa; Chordata; Actinopteri; Cichliformes; Cichlidae. Gene Ontology annotation, molecular function: protein binding. The record is from RefSeq and is a predicted model, not a curated record.